GCUUCUUUCACACCAUACGUUGUGGAUAGAAGGAUCGUAGUGUUCAAGAAAUAUUAGUCCUCGUCUGAAUUUAAAAAAUCUAACAGCUGAGUAAAAGGAGUUUAAAAUUAUCUAUUAGUAAAACGUAACACACUGAUUAAAUAGUACAGUUUCUAAAAUGUAUUGUGUACGGUCCAUUCAACUUUUUCAAUCACUAUUUGGCUUAAGAACAGUGAUAACAGCACAAAAAAAAAGAGUCCUUAACAGUUUUUGGAUGUCUAAAUAUGCCAGGAUGUGCAGCAGUUGGCUGCAACAAUCGUAGUGAAAAGGGUUAUCUUAUGAAAUGCUUUCCACGUGAUCCAAAAUUAAGACAAAUUUGGCAAGAACGUGUUGCUAGAGCUGAUUGGGAACCAUCAAAUAACUCUUUUCUUUGUCACGUACAUUUUGAACCACAAGAAUGGUCCAUAACACAAAGUGGAAGAAUUAGAUUGAGAAAAGAUGCAGUUCCAUCUAUAUUCACUGUAACAUCCACUAGAAAGUCACCCAAGAAGAGAACAAAGAUAUUUGAUAAUAAAGUGGUAAACAUAUUGCAAGAUAAACAUAAUAUAGAGUAUAUGGAAAAUGAUACUGAGCAUUCGUCUAUAGAAUAUUUAGAAGACCAAGACUUAGAUGUUCAAGAAAUUGAAGAGCCACCUGCUCGAUAUAUUAAAGGAAACUUAAAAGAUACUCAUAAAUCUAUGGAGAAAGCAGAAAGAAGAAAUAUUAAGAUUGAUCGUCAAGGAGAAAGUAUUGAGAUGAUGGCUGAGGAUAAUCUUGCUGAUAUUAGUAGUCUAGUGAAGCAAUGUAAUUUUGAAGUUGAAUCAAAUGAUAACAAAAAUGAAGUUAGUUUAUCCUUAAUGAUUAAUAAUUCAGAAGUCACUCAAGUGCCAAGUACAAUUGUGAAAGAAGAAAUCAAGUUGGAAGUUAUGGAUCACAAUACAUUUGAGGAUAGUUAUGAUGAAAUUGAAGAAAAGUUGAAACAGAUUUGUGAUGGUGGAUCCACUGAAGAUGAGAACUAUAAAAAAGAGGGGAAAGAGAAGUUGAUUAUUAAAAAUCAAAAAGUAGAUGAAGAAGAAGAAAAAAUGGAUACAAAUUCUGAAUUUAUUAAUGAUGCAAAUAAAGUUACGUUGUCUACUAAUACAAGUCUUGAGUUUUCAACAAAAAGUGAAAUUGGACAUGUUCUUACAGACAAACAAGAAAAUGUUGAGAUUAUUUUUGGCACUGAAAGUGGAGAUGAAAAGACAUCUGUACCACACGUUACAUCAAAGGUGAAUAAAACAGAUAACAAUGCUUUGGUGUAUGAUGAAAUAAUGUGUAUUAAAGAUGAAAAGAAAGUUUUCAAUGAAGAUAUAGAAGAAAAUUUUACUAAGGAUGAAGUGCAUGUUAUACCAAAUAUAAGAGCAGCUAUGAAACGUAAAAGAAGGACAAGGGAAGAAAUAAUGAAAUCGAUAAAAAAAUCAAUUAAAAGCACUUCUGAUCAAGACAUUAAUUCUUCAAGUAACAGUGACUUGUCUGAACAAGAAACAGAAAUUAGAAAGGGAUUAUCUUUAUUUUCUCACGAAACUAAUGAUAAGAAAAAUGACAUAGAAAUGGAAACAGCCAAAUUUGUCAUCAAAGUAACUGGUGACCCUGAUGAUGUUACUGAAAUUAUCGAAGAAUUAUCAUCUAAUACAAUAGGAACACAAGAACCUAAUAAAUGUAAUACUCUUUCCAAAAAUGAAGAGAGUGGUACAUUUGUUACAUCCAUUAUAACAGUACUGUCACCCAAAAAUCCUAAAGAAAUUGUUUACAGGGAUAUUAAUAGUCCAUUAUUAAAAGAUGAUUAUAUAAUUUCAAGUAAAAAAGUACCACUAGUAAAUCAUUCUUCUUGUGAAGAAAGAGAGUUUACAAGUUUAAACUUGAUAAAUAGUUCUAAAAUAUGUCAUUCUACCUGUUUCAAACAUACUUGUUCUGAUGAAGAAAAACAUCAAGUAAGGAUUAAUUCACCAUUAGAAAAUUGUGCACAUGGUGUUCAAACCUCCUUGGAAAAUAAUACUAAAUUUAUUCCUUCCGAUUAUGAAGAUCUGUUGGAAAGAAUACAGAUUCAAGAGGAUGUUAUUGCAAAGUUAACUGAUCAGUUAAUUACUUACAAGGAACUGGAAAAUAGUAAGAAAAACAAAACAACUGAACAUGAAAUACGAACCAGAGAAAUGGAAACACCUAGAAUGAAUACAAGAUCAAGUAGUAUGCAACCUUCCAUUCUUAGGAGGAAAAAUUUAGACUGUAAACAACGAUUAAUAGAAGAUUUAACAGACAGAGUGAACUAUUUUGAAGAAAUGAACAAAAAGUUAAUGAAGACAGUAACACUGGAAUCUCAGCAGAAAAGAAAGCUUGAAGGUCAAAUUAAACAAAAGGAUAAUCGAAUAAAAGAGCUCAAUUGGAAGUUAGAAAAAGCUUCUAAAUAUCUUGAAAGGGCAGAAAAAAACACAAACACUUAUAGAAGGAAAAUGAUAAAUAUGCAGACUGUUAUGAGAAGAAGAAAGCUUCUAGAUGAAAAGAUGAGCAAGUUUAAUGAAAUGUUAAUAGAUAGUUCUAAACAAGAAUUUUCAGAAAAAGUUUUAGUUAUGGCAGCAAAUAUCAGGAAAAUUUGUGGAAGAAAUGGAUAUGAUAAAUUACUUUCUUAUGGUUUUCCAUUACCACCAUUACCAGCUUUAAGGAAAGGAAUUCUCAAUGAAGAUAUAGAUCAUAAAAGUGAUGCAGAUGAAUUACAAAAUUCUACAAAGAUAAGUGUUAAAGCAGAAAAAGCACAUGAUACAAAUAACGAAUUUGAAAUAGAUGAAAAGGACACAGAACUUCCAGACUCAGUUGGUAAAGCAACUGAAUAUGAAGGUGCAGAAACUGUGACAGGAACUGUGCAAGACAUUUUUGAUGAAAAUAAUGAUGGUGAUGAUUUUAGUACAAAUGAACUAAGAGAACAUUUCAUUCUGCAAUUAAAUGCAGUUAUGUAGCCAUAAUUUUGUACUUUAAGGACAUCCUUUUUUUUUACCACUCAGAGACUGUAAUAUUAAAGUCAUAAAUACUUAGAUAAGAUUUCUUCCAUCAUUGUACAAUA
Molecule: messenger RNA, 3109 nt
Organism: Habropoda laboriosa
Lineage: Eukaryota; Metazoa; Arthropoda; Insecta; Hymenoptera; Apidae
Product: extracellular matrix-binding protein ebh-like
Exons: 2
Coding region: 264-3005 (913 amino acids)
Source: RefSeq, a predicted model, not a curated record